ACUCUCGUGUCCCUCACUUGCUUAGAUUAGGUUGAAAUUACAUAUUUAUCCCCACACCCUCUCUGUCAUCUUGAGCCCUUCUUCUUCUUCCCGAGUCUCCCCUAUCUCUCCUCUCAAACGCUCCACCACCUUUUCAAGGUAGUUCGAACCCAAGUGUUAAGUUUGUUAUCAGAUAGUACAGAAAAGAAAGAAUGGCGUGGAGAGGCCAAUUAUCUCGAAACCUCAAAGAACUACGAAUUCUGUUUUGCCAAAAAUCCGAUUCGAGUGCCUCCGCUAGGUCAUUCGUGGAGAAAAAUUACAAGGAUCUCAAGACGUUAAACCCCAAAUUCCCAAUCCUUGUCCGUGAAUGCAGUGGGAUUGAGCCCCAGAUGUGGGCUAGAUAUGAUAUGGGCGUGGAGAGGGGCAUUCGCUUGGAAGGUUUGACCGAGCCUCAGAUUUUGAAGGCACUAGAAGACCUUGUGAAAGCAGGGGCAUCCCUCAAAGCCUAAUAAUAUUGCUGCUAUUGAAUCGAAUGGUUGUGAAAUAAAUUGAUAUCCACCAGAAAUUGCUUCCUUCGUUGUUGUUCCUCUAUUUUCCAGCUAUCAUGCUGAUGUUGAAGGAUGGUUGUUAAAAAUUUAGUACUUUUGUGUUGUUCUCUUGCCAUUUUGAGGUUCAAACACAGCAGAAACUACCCUUUGAAUGCUUCUGUUAUUUCCCUUUCUCCUCUCAUCUUACAUGUUUAUUAUGAAAAUCAUCAUCAGUAGCCAAUAGUAUAAAUGAAGGUGGCAUUUGUAUUUCAGAA
Theobroma cacao (cacao) is the source of this 781-nucleotide messenger RNA. RefSeq names its product NADH-ubiquinone oxidoreductase B8 subunit. NCBI's taxonomy places the organism in Eukaryota, Viridiplantae, Streptophyta, Magnoliopsida, Malvales, Malvaceae. Gene Ontology annotation, cellular component: respiratory chain complex I. The record is from RefSeq and is a predicted model, not a curated record.